Messenger RNA from Cordyceps militaris CM01, 2820 nucleotides. Its product is annotated as DUF1212 domain membrane protein. Gene Ontology annotation, molecular function: transmembrane transporter activity. Lineage: Eukaryota; Fungi; Ascomycota; Sordariomycetes; Hypocreales; Cordycipitaceae. Gene Ontology annotation, biological process: transmembrane transport. The record is from RefSeq and is a predicted model, not a curated record. The transcript is spliced from 2 exons. Bases 1 to 2820 code for a protein of 939 amino acids.
AUGGUCGUGGUCGGGACUGGACUCUUUUCCUCUCUUCAUGUCACCUUCUGGUUUCUGCUUCACUCUCUCCCGCAGAGGGUGAAACUUUGUCUUAGCUCGUCAACCAUCAUGGCAACACCACCAACACUCGGUCAUGACAGCAACGUCCUCCCGGCUCCUACGGAUGGCCUGGGCCCUACCCGCAAGGGCAAGAAGCGUGUCGGCUGGCAUUCUGCCAGCGGCAGCUUUGCCCGUGACUCAUCAUCCAAGGACGCCGCCGGCGUGUCACCCCGCGACAAUCUCUCCAACAUUUCUACGCCUUCCUUUGAGGGCACGCCGCAGUCCGGUGUGCCGGACGCUCUCGAGCUCACCAUUGCAUUGACCAAGAUUCUCUCGGGAGAGGACCAGCAGCCCGCUUCCGAGAGCAAGAUGGACAUUGAUCCUCACUACAGCGACACCUCCCCCCAAAGCACGGCUGCACAGACCCCAAACCUUCUCCGACCCCCGAGGCCUGUCCUACGUCGCAGCACUAGCUACGAUGUUCCCAAGGAGCGCGAGGAGGCCGACCUAGCCGAGCAAAAGGCCAGCCAACGUCAGGUCCGGUCCAUGACUGACGCACGGCACCGGGCGGAUCGCCUGGCCAUGUCUGUGGGAGGGUACUCGUCACCCGUGUCGGGGCGGAGCUCGGGUGAGCUCAGUGCUACAUUCCAGCCCUUGCUCGAAGAUGCAGAUGAUCCAGACCAGUGGCUGGAUCAUGACGAUAUCAAGGUUCCUCCUCACAUCUCGCACAUCAGACACCGUACCCUGCGCUCAUCUCAACCGCAAGCCACAGACACUCAUAAUGUCGCAGAGUCGCUUGUCCUGUCUCAUACCAUGAAGACUAAGAAAGCCGACUUCUUCCACCGACACCAUAAGUCCUACAGCUCUGGCACUUCAACACCCAUUCCCGCCGACCCCCAGGAAUAUGUCCCUCGCCCAACGAAGUAUCGCGGUGGUAUCCUGUCGUCGCUGCUGAAUCUCUACCAACAUGAGAGAGGACAAAACACAAGCGCCCCCAGCUCCGAAUUCAACUCUGCCGCUACAACACCCACCAUGUCCCCUCGCUCCUCACCACCCAACUCGAGAAGCCCGUCUACCUCAGGAAGCAGCCGCUCGCGGCCCACCAGCGGCUUUUUUUCCUAUCACAAGCCCCAGUCCUCUACCUCGUCACUAGCCCUCACCGAACUGCUCAAGUCGUCCUCCAUGCUCGCCGUCCCCGUGUCUCGUCAAAUAUCGGAUCAAUGGGAUCACAAGAUCAAGAAGGAGAAACCGGCCAAGCCGAAGAAGGAGCAGCACCGCAUUACCAUUCACAUUGCCGGCACCAUUGCUCGGCAUCGGUAUCUCAUGAAGUUAUGUCGGGCGCUCAUGAUGUACGGUGCCCCUACCCAUCGACUCGAAGAGUACAUGACCAUGUCGGCUCGCGUGCUCGAGAUUGAAAGCCAGUUCUUAUAUCUGCCUUCCUGCAUGAUCAUCUCUUUCGAUGAUAGCUCCACCCACACAACCGAAGUCAAGCUCAUUCGUGUGCCGGAGGGCAUCGACUUGGGCAAGCUUCGCGAUGUGCACAACAUUUACAAGCACGUGGUUCACGACAAGCUCGGUGUUGAAGACGCCACAAAGCAACUCGAGGAUGUCAUCAACAGCGACACCAAGUUCCCCGUCUGGUUUCGAAUCAUCAUGUACGGUGUUGCCUCUGCCAGUGUUGCCCCGUUUGCCUUUGAGGGCCGCUUCAUCGAUCUGCCCUGCGCUUUCAUCCUUGGCUGUAUCGUUGGUAUCCUCCAGCUCGUAUUCGCACCCAGUAACGAGCUGUAUGCCCACGUCUUUGAAGUCUCGGCCUCCAUCAUCACCUCAUUCAUCGCUCGGGGCUUUGGCUCCAUCGACAACGGACAACUGUUUUGCUUUUCGGCGCUAGCGCAGAGCAGCAUUGCCCUCAUUCUUCCCGGCUACAUUGUACUGUGCAGCUCGCUGGAGCUGCAGAGUCACAACCUCGUUGCCGGCAGUGUCCGCAUGGUGUAUGCUCUCAUUUACACUCUAUUCUUGGGAUACGGCAUCACCAUUGGCGCUACCCUCUACGGCAUGAUGGAUCCCAACGCAGCGAGUAGCACGCAUUGCACCCGGCCGCUGCACCGUGGUUGGAACAUGUUUUUCGUGCCCUGCUUCACGCUCUGCCUGUGCAUUGUGAACCAGGCCAAGUGGAGGCAGAUUCCCGCCAUGCUGGUCAUGGCCGUUGCUGGCUACGCCGUCAACAGCUACACGAGCCUCUACUUUCAAGGCAACGGCCAAAUCUCCAACAUGCUCGGCGCGCUGACCGUCGGGAUCCUGGCCAACUUGUACUCGCGUUUGGGCCGGCACGCCGACAACGCCUGGCUGGACUUGACCGACUGGUGGCGGAAGAAUGUGACGCGUCGCUACUUUAGCCGGCGCAGCAACAGGUCCGACGCGUGGACGGGGUCUAUCGCGGACGCCGAGUCCGCCACCAGCGACACGAUUCAGAAGGAGAAGAAGGCGAGCAGACGCAGCGUAGGCUAUAGUCUCGCUGCGGCGGCCAUGCUGCCCGCCAUUUUUGUGCAGGUCCCGUCGGGCCUUGCGGCGGGUGGCUCGUUGCUUGCCGGCAUUACAUCUGCCAACGAGGCGACUGGCAACACGACGAAGUCUGGUACCUCGGCGGGGGGCAUGGACAACACGGCGUUCAACGUGCUCUUCCUGGUUGUCCAGGUUGCCAUUUCCAUCAGUGUCGGUCUCUUCAUGAGUGCGCUGAUGGUAUACCCGCUCGGCAAACGCCGCAGUGGUCUUUUCAGUUUCUGA